UAACAUAAUUUUGACAGACAUUCUUUUCCGGCACCAUAACCUUAUUUGUCCAUUUGAGUAAAAAAAAAUCGAUUAGAAUAUCACAAAAAUGUCCACAAAAGCAAGCAUUAAACACGAUUCUGAUAUUAAUAUAACUCAAGAAGACCAACAAAAAAUCAACAAAUUUGCUAGGUUAAACGCACGAUGGGAGGAUCUAAAAGAAGAAAUGAAACAAAAAGAGAAUGAUAUUAAAAACUUAGAAGAUGCUUGUGAAGAAUUGAUGUUAUUAGAUGAUGAUGAAAACAUUCCUUAUUUAACUGGGGAAGUUUUUAUUUAUCAAAAUAAGGAAGCUACAGAGGAAAGUCUUGAAGAAGCCAAACAGAAAAAGCAAGAAGAUAUCAAUAAAUUAAAAGAGAAUUUGGGCAAACUCGAAGAAACCAUGAACGAUUUAAAACUAACUUUGUAUGCUAAAUUUGGAGGAGCUAUUAAUUUAGAAGCAGAAUCAUAAAAAUCAAAAAUUUAAUCAUAAAAUUGUGAAUGAAGUUCGGGUAAUUUUUAUUUAAUAUCAAUUUAAUCAUUUU
Molecule: messenger RNA, 560 nt
Organism: Onthophagus taurus
Lineage: Eukaryota; Metazoa; Arthropoda; Insecta; Coleoptera; Scarabaeidae
Gene: Pfdn4
Product: prefoldin subunit 4
Biological process (GO): protein folding
Cellular component (GO): prefoldin complex; cytoplasm
Source: RefSeq, a predicted model, not a curated record